CUUAAUACCAAGAUCGUACGGAUCCAACGGCUGUAAGCAGCCACUUCAUUUUUGCUGUCACGGCUCACGCACACAUCACGACUCUUCCUCUUUUGAUUAGCUCAAAACCAGAAACGAAAUCAGUCGAACAAGGAUUUACAUUUUAACGAUACCAAGCUGAACAGGUAACAGAGAUCAACUCGUUGUUUUGUAUUGUCUGAACUGUAGACCUCCCCAAAUCCAUCAAUCCUAAAAUAUAUGUCCUAGAGUCGAAUGAUAGUAUUUAUCCAAAAAACUAAGAGAACCUACUCAAUCUCAGUCUUCCAUUUUUGAAUCGCAAAAACUAAAACCAUGGAUGUAAACCACUUGACCACCGAGGAAAUACCGUCAUCUUCUUCCCCAGGCUUGUUGAAGAAUGUCCAAGAACUAGCAAUCGACGGUGAAGAACCACCGCCAAGAUAUAUUCGUAAAGAUAGCGACCACAAAGAGAAGAAGCAGGUACCUGCACAUGAAUCUCUAUCAGUUCCAAUAAUUGAUGUUAGUCGCUUAUUGCCUGCUUCAUCCGGCAGAGAGAAGGAAGAUGAGAUGGAGAAGCUUAAAUCUGCACUCAAUUCAUGGGGCUUGUUUCAGGCAAUUGGACAUAGUAUCCCGAAAAGCUUACUUGAUGAUAUAAAUGAUGUGUCAAAGCAGUUCUUUGAUCUUCCUAUAGAAGAAAAGCAAAGGUACACUAGAUCAGAAGAAGAUGAAAUAGUUGACUUACAAGGAUAUGGGAGUGAUACCAUUGUUUCAGAUGAUCAGGUGCUAGACUGGUCUGACCGCCUAUACCUCUUAAUACAACCACAAGAACAGCAAAAGCUUCGACUCUGGCCUGAUCCACCAUCUCAUUUUAGGAGAACACUGAAUGAAUAUAGUGUUAAGGCUGGAUCAGUAGCCGAGGUCAUUCUGAAGGCCAUGGCAAGAUCAAUAGGAUUGGAAGAGUAUAGCUUCAUCAACCAGCUGGGGGGACAACCAAUGGUGUAUGCAAGGUUUAACUACUACCCUCCUUGUUCAAGACCUGAUCUUGUUUACGGCAUAAAAGCUCAUGCAGAUGGAGGAGCGAUCACCAUUCUCUUGCAAGACCCUGAAGUAGAAGACCUACAAGUUCUUAAAGAUGAUCAAUGGAUUAGCGUUCCAUGCAUGCCGGGCGCUCUACUCAUUAACGUUGCGGAUCAAGUCCAGAUAAUGAGUAACGGAAUUUUCAAGAGCCCAAUACACAGGGUGGUAACGAAUAAAGAACGGGAGAGGCUAUAUUUGGCUAUGUUUUACGGAGCUAAGUUCGACAAGGAAAUUGAACCAACAGCUGGGUUGAUCAAUGAGAGUAAUCCUAGAAUGUUCAGGAAGGUAAAAGUGAAAGACUAUCUUGAAGUCUUCUUCCCAAAAUACUUGCUAGGAGAGCGAGCCAUAGACUGGGCUAAAGUUUAAUUCUCUUAAUCACAUAUGUUUAUCCCAUGUUUUGUUCGAAAACGAUUGUACUUAAGUUCAGGGGUUUGAGUUGACUAAUAUGAAAGAGGUAUGUUCAAAUAUGAUGUGACUCUUGAUAUAUGGUGCAAAAUUAAUCUAAAGAUCAAAUGUGAGGCAUCAAUAAAGUUUGCAUGAUUUACAAGGCAAAUGCAAGUUAGAGGAAAACAGCCAA
Messenger RNA from Papaver somniferum (opium poppy), 1651 nucleotides. Its product is annotated as protein SRG1-like. Bases 331 to 1440 code for a protein of 369 amino acids. NCBI's taxonomy places the organism in Eukaryota, Viridiplantae, Streptophyta, Magnoliopsida, Ranunculales, Papaveraceae. The transcript is spliced from 4 exons. The record is from RefSeq and is a predicted model, not a curated record.